This is a messenger RNA of Anneissia japonica, 1136 nucleotides long. Its product is annotated as serine racemase-like. Gene Ontology annotation, molecular function: serine racemase activity; threonine racemase activity; L-serine ammonia-lyase activity. The record is from RefSeq and is a predicted model, not a curated record. Gene Ontology annotation, biological process: D-serine biosynthetic process; L-serine metabolic process; pyruvate biosynthetic process. Lineage: Eukaryota; Metazoa; Echinodermata; Crinoidea; Comatulida; Comatulidae.
CUUUGCUUUGGCGUGUCGGUAGAUAGAGAUCGUGCUGCAGACUGGCAGCUUUCGUGGCGCCUUCAACUCUGUCUCAAAAUUGGUUGAGAAAAUUUCGCCAGAUGACCUCUCUGUUCUUGCACACUCUAGUGGUAACCAUGGGCAAGCACUAGCCCUGGCAGCCAAGUUAUGUAAUGUAAAAGCCAAUAUCGUCAUGCCUACUAAUGCUCCACUUUGUAAGGUGGAGGCAGUAAAGGGAUAUGGAGCAACCGUUAUCUCAUGUGCAUCAACAGAGAAGGCUAGAGAGGAGAAAGCUAAGGAAGUAAUCAAAGAAACAAACGGAUACAUGGUGCAUUCCUCUCAAAACCCAGAAGUGAUCGCUGGACAGGGAACCAUUGCUUUAGAAUUUCUACAGCAGGUUCCAAAUCUUGAUGCCAUAGUUGCAACAGUGGGUGGAGGGGGCCUGCUCUCUGGUAUCUGUCUAGCAGCCAAGGCUCUGAAGCCCUCUAUCAAAAUAUAUGCAGCAGAGCCAGAGAUGGCAGAUGACUGCGCAAGAUCAAUGAAGGCCAAUCGACAUCUGAAAAACGAAACCUAUCCAGACACUGUUGCCGACGGUCUGCGAGUGUCCAUCGGAGAAGCAACAUGGCCAAUUUUACGGGACCAUCUAGAUGAUGUCAUUCUGGUGACCGAGGAAGAAAUCUGUGAUAAUCUUCGACUUGUUCUUGAGAAGGCAAAGCUUUUCGUAGAGCCGUCAGCAGCCGUAGGAGUAGCCGCCGUGCGUUCUAGUCACUUCAAACGUCUUAUUGAUGAACACCAACUGACACAAGUAGGCGUUGUGUUGUGCGGCGGAAACAUAGAUGCCGACAAACUAAAGACUAUUAUCUAGCAAGACCCCCCAAAAAAAAUAAAUGUUAUAAAUAGAAAAUGAAAUGUACUUAUAAAGUGCCUGUCUGAGCUAAUGUUUGUUUUGUAUAUUAGAUCAGUGACCUCCUUUUAAUGUAGAUAACAGACAACACACACUUUUACACUCAAGAUAUUUAUAUUUUAACUUGCGUAAAAGUAUGCUUAAGUAAUUUAAAAUCAUUAUAUAUAGUAAUUGGACAUUUAGAGUUGUAUUUUAGAGUUUAUAUUCCAUUAAAUCACAAGUUAACAGUGUA